This is a messenger RNA of Ziziphus jujuba (common jujube), 1237 nucleotides long. RefSeq lists its product as uncharacterized. The record is from RefSeq and is a predicted model, not a curated record. NCBI's taxonomy places the organism in Eukaryota, Viridiplantae, Streptophyta, Magnoliopsida, Rosales, Rhamnaceae. The transcript is spliced from 8 exons. The coding region runs from base 17 to 1069 and encodes 350 amino acids.
CGACUGUACAGGCAAAAUGGCCAGAGAUCGGAACGAUACGGCACCAGAGAAACCAGGAUACGAAGAUUCCGAGAAAGAGGAGGAAAACGAAAGGAAAUCCGGGAAAGUUCGCGAAAGCUCGGGCUCGGUUAUCGAUGAAGAUAGGAAACGGAGCGGCAAAUCCAGAAGGAAAGCUCGGUAUAGUUCCGAUUCCGACGACAAGGAAGAGAUAAGCCGCGGGAGAGGCGAGAGAAGAAAGAGGAAGUUGUCGAGAAGACGAUACAGCAGCGACGACGAUGAGGAUGAUUCGAGUUCAGGUUCCGAGUCGGAAAGCUCGGAUUCGGAACGCAGUGGUUCAGAUUCAGAGUCGGAGUCUGGGAGUUCGGAGUCAGAGGAUAGCGAGACCGAGAGGAGGAGGAGGAAGAAGAGGAGAGAGAGGAGGAGGAGGAGAGAGAAAGAGGAAGAAAGAGAGAGGAAGAGGAGGAAAAAGGAGAAGGAAAAGAAGAGGAGGAGAAGAGAGAGAGAGGAAGAGAGGAAAAAGAAGAAGAAGAAGAAAAAGGAGAAAAAAGAAAGAGGAAAGACAGGAGCCGUCACAAAUUCUUGGGGGAAGUACGGGAUUAUCAGAGAGACUGAUAUGUGGACCAAACGGCCUGAGUUCACUGCAUGGUUGGCAGAAGUGAAACAGGUGAAUCUGGAAAGCCUGCCUAAUUGGGAAGAGAAACAAAUGUUUAAAGAAUUCAUGGAGGACCAUAACACGGCGACCUUUCCUUCCAAAAAGUAUUAUAACCUUGAUGCUUAUUACCAGCUUAAAAUGGAAAAAGAAAUGAAAAGAGGUUUCAAAAAGGUCAUGGAGAAAGAACGUACUGUGUUCAAUGAUGAAGAACAGCGCAGGCAAGAACUAUUACAAGCACGUGAAAAGCAAAAAGAGUCGGAGGUGGAAGCUUUGAAGCGUUCUAUGCAAAGUGGACUGGCACAAGCAAUGAAAGAGCAAGCUCAACUCAGGGAGGAGAUGGCCUACCAGUACAAGCUUGGGAACUUUGAGGCUGCUGCUGCUAUCCAGAGAAGAUUGGACCCAGAUGUUGCUAUGUAAUAAGAUGGUUAUAGCUCUGAUCCAUCGGACUUUGCAUAUAACUAGGUUUUGUGCGCUAUAUCAUAUUGGAAUUUGGAUGUAAUAUAUAAUAUCUUAGAGCAGGAACUCUUCUGAAAUCAUUUUUGCAGAUAUAUAGAAAGUGAAGAAUCUGUUACUGCUUUUCUGGAA